AUGAGUGUGGUGGGCUGUUCAGAGGUGGGGGUGUCUCUCCGCUGGUGUCCCAUUGGCGCUGUGCCGCAUCCAUCACCCCUCCACUGCCCGGCGAGCGCUCUGGAAGAGGGACAGAGCGGGACGUGUUCAGUAGUGGGGAUGAUGUAUGAUGAGUCCGGUGUUUCUAUAACUGUGCCUGCACUGCCUAAAGCCCGAAGACACGGCAGGAAAGACCAAGAACCUGUAAAACUGUGA
Molecule: messenger RNA, 234 nt
Organism: Knipowitschia caucasica
Lineage: Eukaryota; Metazoa; Chordata; Actinopteri; Gobiiformes; Gobiidae
Source: the annotation of a GenBank genome assembly